AUGCGCCUCCUUUUCCUACCGUAUAAUCCAUCGAAAGAUUCUCACGACGUCGACGAGACAGCAGAGGAAUCCCCACAACAGCAUGCCGCUAGGGCCUAUCAUAGCAAGGCAAAGUCCAUCAGAAAGUCUGCCCUCCGCGCCCGACAGUUGUCUGCAGGUAGAGGCAAGGAUCCAGCCGCGAAGGCCGACUCGAAAUCAUCCCUUGAAUCGAGCAGCGAUGGCCGUGUCAGGUCCGGAAGACCGAUUCCUGAGCCAAGCACCGUUCUAGGGGCGGGCAGGGUUGACCCAUUCAACGCCUAUUGUACCCCGGAUCAGCCUUUGAUGGUUCAUGAAAUGCUUGAUCAUGCCAUCUCGUGCCAGUGGUCUCUCUUUGCCGCAGAUGACAGGCCCGAAUCUCUGCUCAUGGUGAAGAAGUCGGUCAUGGACACUGCGAUCCGCUCUCCGUUGUGUUUCCAUACCCUCGUCUACUCCGGUGCUGCUCACAAAGCUUUUCACCAGUCUCCAACCGUCGACAAUUCAAAGAGCGCGGUGUUACGCUUGACAAGCAAAGUGGAAGCGAUCAAGUCGCUCAGAACGGCCCUGCAGUCUCAGGCGACAGCCUUGGCCGAUGAAGUCAUCUUUGCUAUGGCUUUACUGGCCAUUGUCGGACAUGGAGAGAAUGUCAGCGCUGUAGAGAAGCGUGAGAGAAGGACAAUGUCAGCCGAGCAAGACGGCCAGUUCUACGCUAGCAUGGAAUAUGAGUGGCAACACAUGAAGGCCGUGAUCGAAAUCGUCAAGAUGAAAGGUGGACUGCAUACGAUCCGCCUUCCUGGCCUUGCCUUUGCGCUUGCUUCCUUCGAUAUCCAUACGUCCAUCAUGUUUCAAACAAAACCAUCGUUUCCUCUAUUUAUGCCAUCCUCGCCAGUUGUCGGCACCUGGCUCACAAGCCAACCCGGAAGCCCAGCAUUUCAGAGAUGCCCCAACCUAACUACUGGGUUCUACUUCUUGACAGACUUGGGCCUGCCUACAGCUAUCGAAUUGCUUAACGUCCUGAACAUCAUUCGCGAUCUGAUCGUUGCUUUCGACAGCUAUCAGCGGCGCGAUGGUGAAGCUCCCCCCAUCAAGAUGAUCAUCUUCGCGCGAAACUUGAAUCAACACGAGCUAUUGACCUUACCCGACCUAUCGGAGGAACUGUUCUCAUCAAGUUUGGCCUACGUUGAUACCCCAACUAUUUUGAAAACGCAUCGAGCACUUGCACUGUAUGAAAUCUGUCGGCUGUGUGCCUUUAUCUUCCAGAUUACGGUGCUUCUGCCGAACCUGCACGACAACAUAGAUGUGACCAUACCCUAUGCCCGGCGCAUCAAACGAUGUCUGCAAUGUGCAACCACCGAAUUGAAUCUGCACCAGGACUCAAUCUAUCAUUCGUUUUUCCUUUGGGUCGCCAUAAUGACGGCUUGGUCCGUAAGAAGCACAAUCCUUUAUGACUGGUUUGUCGACUUCUUAGUUCAACAUGUGCGCGCCGAAGUGGCAGGUCGAGAAGUCGACUAUAGGGAAUCCUUGCGGAUGACCGUGGAAGAGAGACUGGCCAGAUUUCUCUGGCUUGAAAGUGAAUGCGAAGCACCUUGCGCGGAGAUCUGGGAAGACGUGACGGCUUCGCUGAUUCUGGAUAAGCAGUGCGCGUUUUGUUAG
Messenger RNA from Cladophialophora bantiana CBS 173.52, 1668 nucleotides. RefSeq lists its product as uncharacterized. The transcript is spliced from 3 exons. The coding region runs from base 1 to 1668 and encodes 555 amino acids. The record is from RefSeq and is a predicted model, not a curated record. NCBI's taxonomy places the organism in Eukaryota, Fungi, Ascomycota, Eurotiomycetes, Chaetothyriales, Herpotrichiellaceae.